AAACCAUUACACACCAAGACAUUAACCAUGAUUCCUUUGGUGUAUGUUCUUGCUUUUGUACUCCUACUCUUAUUUAUCCUCAAAACACUCUACUUUAACCCCCCUACCACCAAUAAGAACCUACCACCUUCACCACCAACACUGCCGGUGAUCGGCAACCUCCACCAGCUCGGCCCACUGAUACACCACUCCCUCCAUUCUUUAUCCCAGAAGCUCGGUGGACCACUCAUGCUAAUCCAUGUGGGCUCAGUCCCAACCCUUGUGGUCUCAUCAGCCGAAGCAGCCAGUGAGAUAAUGAAGACCCAAGAUAUCAAAUUUGCCAACAGACCCAACGUGAAAAUGUGGAAGAUACUCUUUCGCGAGCUGAAAGAAGUGACGGUGGCGCCUUAUGGCGAGUACUGGCGGCAGGUGAAGAGCAUCAUGACGCUCCAUUUAUUGAGCAAUAAAAAGGUUGAAGAUAAUCGCGAUAUUAGGGAAGAAGAGAUCGCGGCUGCGGUUGAGAAAAUCAACAAGUUGUCUAGUAGAUCAGAGCCGGUGGAUAUGCGUGAGUUGUUCGAGACGUUUACGAGUGAUGUGGUGUGUAGAGUGACGUUUGGAAGGAAGUAUAGUGAAGGAGAGAGUGGGAAGAAGUUUAAGAAGAUGUUGGAUGAGUUUUUUGAGGUGUUGGGUGCUCUUAAUUUGGAGGAUUGUAUUCCUCAGCUUGCAUGGGUGGAUAGGUUGAGAGGGUUUAAUGUUAAAGUUGAGAGGGUUGCUAAUGACUUCGAUGAGGUCUUGGAUGAGGUGGUGGAGGAGCGGCUGAGGAUUCUAUCGACUGAGGGUGGUGAUGGAAUUAGAGAAGACUUUGUUGGUAUGCUGCUCAAGGUCCAAAAGGAUGACAAGAUUGGAGUGACACUCGACAGGCAGGUCAUCAAAGCCUUGCUAAUGGAUGCUUAUGUUGCUGGAACAGACACAUCGUCAACACUAUUGGAAUGGGCAUUUGCAGAACUUCUUAAACACCCUAGCAUACUAAAGAAAGUACAAGAUGAAGUAAGGACGGUUCUUAAGGGUAAGCAAGUAAUAAACCAAGAUGACAUAACUAACAUGAAGUACUUGAAAGCUGUAAUGAAAGAAGCUCUUCGUCUUCACCCGCCACUCCCAACUCUAGUUCCUCGAGUAGCGAGACAAGAUGCUAAAGUCAUGGGCUAUGACGUUGCAAAAGGAACUAGGGUUAUCAUUAACGCAUGGACCAUUGCAAGAGAUCCUAAAGUAUGGGAUGAUCCUAAUGAGUUUCGACCUGAGAGGUUUUUAGAUUCUAGUAUUGAUUUCAAAGGCCGUGACUUUAGUUUGAUUCCAUUUGGUUCCGGAAGGAGGGGAUGCCCAGGGGUUGCUUUUGCAAUGACGACGAAUGAGAGUAUGUUGGCUAAUCUUUUGUACAAUUUUGAUUGGGCGUUGCCGAAUGGAGGAAAAGAAGAUGAUCUAGAUAUGACCGAACAAAUUGGUUUUACGGUCCGUAAAAAUACUCCUCUUUUGGUUACUGCGAAGCCAUUUUCUGUUUAACCCAUGUAUUAUAUGUACCUAAGCAUCUGAAGUGAUCAUUGAUUCACUGUUUACGAGAUUUGCAUCAUCAAAUUUCAAUUACAUAUAGUUGAUGUGGAAUAAGAAAACUUAAAGUUUACGUGGAAUAAUAAAAUAUAGUGUUGUCACUAAGAAAUAUUUGUAUACCCAAUUACUACAUGAUAAAAUUGUUCUUAAUUAGUGAA
This is a messenger RNA of Helianthus annuus (common sunflower), 1739 nucleotides long. Its product is annotated as cytochrome P450 71A23. NCBI's taxonomy places the organism in Eukaryota, Viridiplantae, Streptophyta, Magnoliopsida, Asterales, Asteraceae. The coding region runs from base 28 to 1536 and encodes 502 amino acids. The record is from RefSeq and is a predicted model, not a curated record. The transcript has 2 exons. Gene Ontology annotation, molecular function: monooxygenase activity; oxidoreductase activity, acting on paired donors, with incorporation or reduction of molecular oxygen; iron ion binding.